GCCGGUACCCGUAGGGAGAGGUGUGCAGCGGGCGGUGGCUGCGCGGUGCGGGCGUCUCGGCUGCGCGGCUGUGGCGGACCGAGUGGGACUUGCAGCGGUUCGCCAGGCCGUGGGUCGUCGCUGCAGCUCCCACGACUCACGGGGCGAGCUUGGCAGACAGGAUCGGAAGGGAAGGGAUGCACGGGCAUGGAGGCUAUGACUCUGACUUUAGUGAUGAUGAACACGGAGAAUCUAGCAAAAAGAAGAAAAGGACAACUGAAGAUGAUUUAUUGCUCACAAAACCAUUUCAGAAAGAAAAGCAUGGAAAGGUGGUCCAUAAACAAGUGGCAGCAGAAUUGCUGGAUAGGGAAGAAGCAAGAAAUAGACGGUUUCAUCUCAUAGCUAUGGAUGCCUAUCAAAGGCAUACAAAGUUUGUAAAUGACUAUAUUCUAUACUAUGGUGGCAAAAGGGAGGACUUCAGGCGUGUAGGGGAGAAUGACAAGACAGACUUGGACGUUAUACGUGAAAAUCAUAGAUUCCUAUGGAAUGAAGAGGAUGAAGAAGAUAUGACUUGGGAGAAGAGACUUGCAAAGAAAUACUAUGAUAAAUUAUUCAAGGAAUAUUGCAUAGCAGAUCUCAGUAGAUACAAAGAAAAUAAGUUUGGAUUUAGGUGGCGAAUAGAGAAAGAAGUAAUUUCAGGAAAAGGUCAAUUUUUUUGUGGAAAUAAAUGUUGUGAUGAAAAAGAAGGCUUAAAGAGUUGGGAAGUUAAUUUUGGUUACAUCGAGCAUGGUGAAAAGAGAAACGCACUCGUUAAGUUAAGAUUAUGCCAAGAAUGUUCCUUUAAAUUAAAUUUUCAUCACAGGAGAAAAGAAAUCAAGUCAAAAAAAAGAAAGGCAAAAACUAAAACGGAUUACGAGGAAUCAUCACAUAAAAAAUCCAAAUCAUCAUCUUUAGAAGAGACCUCCCAGAGGAAGGAUGGAGGACAUUCAUCCUCUAAGAAAUCAGAAGGUGCUAGAGACAGACACACUGAUGAGGAAGAAAGUGCUUCAGAAUCUGAGUUUUGGAAGGGGCCGCUGCCAGAGACAGAUGAAAAAUCACAGGAAGAAGAAUUUGAUGAGUAUUUUCAGGAUUUGUUUCUGUGAGAUGGGAGAAGAGAAAGUCUACAGUUCCUUAAUGUGAAAGUACACACUGACUCCUGUGAAGGCUGCACUCCAGCUGCUGUUUGAGUGGCUGGUCUGUCAGGAUAAGGGCAAGGUCACUGGCUGUGUCUCAAACCCUUUCCUCUGUCAUCUGUCAUCUUUCAGUUGCUCACCUGCAAGUCUGUUUUGUCUAUAGCUCUUUGAUACAUGAUAUACUACUUUAAGUGGCAUUUAAACAUGACGUGAUUGGCAUUAAACUGCAAAAUAAAUGAUUUAAUGUCUUAUUUUAAAAUGAUUAGUUUU
Messenger RNA from Nannospalax galili (Upper Galilee mountains blind mole rat), 1421 nucleotides. RefSeq names its product protein FRA10AC1. The transcript has 14 exons. Gene Ontology annotation, biological process: dephosphorylation. Lineage: Eukaryota; Metazoa; Chordata; Mammalia; Rodentia; Spalacidae. Bases 177 to 1121 code for a protein of 314 amino acids. The record is from RefSeq and is a predicted model, not a curated record. Gene Ontology annotation, molecular function: phosphatase activity.